AUGACAGUAAAACUAGAAUCCAUAUCUGGCAAAAUCCUUCAAAGUCAAGAUAGUCAGAAAGGGUUCACAGGGUUCAGGCUGGUGAACGGCAGCACACAGUGCUCGGGGAGAGUGGAGGUCCAAGUGCUCGGUGUCUGGGGCACCAUGUGUGACUCAUGCUGGGAUUUAUCUGAUGCCCACGUUCUCUGUCGUCAGCUUGAUUGUGGAUUUGCUGUGUCCACUCCACGAGGAGGGCGUUUUGGGAAAGGAACCGGGCCUGUCUGGAAAGACGCAUUCUAUUGUAAUGGGACUGAACUCCAUUUGUGGCACUGCCCAGUUAUUGCCUUGGGGGCCUCUCAAUGCUCACAUGACCAUGAUGUUAGUGUGAUUUGCUCAGGACACGAGUCUAAUCUGACCCUGUGUAACACCUCCCUGUCUGAGACAAUGCAGCCUGGUAUAGCUGAAGACGUCAGUGUUGUUUGCUCAGGAAGCAGGAGGAUCAGACUGGUGAAUGGGGCAGGUCGCUGUGCUGGGAGAGUGGAGGUGUAUUACCAGGGCUCCUGGGGGACCAUAUGUGAUGAUUCCUGGGACUUGUCUGAUGCCAAUGUGAUUUGCAGACAGCUGAGAUGUGGAUACGCCAUUGAGGCAUCUCCUUCUGCUCGAUAUGGGCAAGGCUCAGGGCAGAUCUGGCUGGACGAUGUGAAAUGCUCCGGGGAUGAGUCCGAGCUCUGGACAUGUCCUUCCAGGGGCUGGGGCCAGCACAACUGCCGACACAAAGAGGAUGCAGGAGUGCUCUGUUCAGAGUUCAUGGAUCUGAGGCUGGUGAAUGGUGGUGAAUGUGCUGGACGGCUGGAGGUUUUCUACAAUGGGACCUGGGGGAGUGUUUGCUCCAAUCGAAUGACUCAAGCCACUGUUGAAAUUAUAUGCAAACAGCUGAGCUGUGGAGCUGGAGGGGCAUUUGCAAGAGAGUUUGCAUAUGGAGAAGGUUCUGGUCCCACAUGGCUGGACAACAUUGAGUGUCAUCGUGAGCAUCACAGUUCCCUUUGGCAGUGCCCAUCAGAGCCGUGGGAUCUUCAGUCAUGUGAUACCCGGAUAGAAGAGACCCACAUUUCUUGCAGUGGUAAAAACCCAUUUGCUGCAUGCCCAAGCUCUACAAACUGCACAGACACAGAAAAGAUCCGUGUUGUGGGAGGAGAGGAUGGCUGUUCAGGGAGAGUGGAAGUUUGGCAGCGUGGCUCCUGGGGAACAGUGUGUGAUGACUCCUGGGACAUGGCAGAUGCGGAUGUUGUGUGUAAACAGCUGGGCUGUGGAGCUGCUGUGUCUGCCCUGAGUGGAGCAGCAUUCGGGGAAGGGGAUGGCCCCAUCUGGCUGGAGAAGUUGGACUGUCGAGGGACAGAGUCAUCUCUGUGGCACUGUCCUGCAAAGCACUGGGGGGACAUUAACUGCCACCAUAAAGAAGAUGCUGCUGUGAAUUGCUCUGAUGCUACAGGAAUGACAACGUCCCGUAAGGGAACAGAUCCACCUCCAACAGACAGUGGGGGAGACAUGGUGCCCAUUGUCAUCUGCAUUAUUCUGGGGGUCCUUCUCUGCUUGGUCCUUAUCAUUCUGGCUGGGCUGGUGCAAAAAGGCAGAGUGCAGCAGAAAGCAUCCAGAAAAUUCAUACAGCCCUUCUCUGAGGCUGUGUAUGAAGAGAUUGACUACAGCUCAAUGAAGGAGAAGGGGCAAUCAUUUGCUCAUUCAGAUGUUCCUGUCAUGUGUGGAGAUUCCACAGGAAAUGACUAUGAUGAUGCCAAAGAAGUUCGUGACCCUGAAGAAGUUCAUGGAUCUAGACAGAAUAAAGAGGAAGCCUCUGGGAUCUCUGAUAAAAUGUCAGGCCUGUCCUCAUCACUAUUAAUUCUCAUCUGUAUUUCAGAGGCCUCUGUACUGCCCAGAGAUGCCAACAAAGAUGGUUAUGAUGAUGCUGGAGAAAUUUCUGAUCCAGAACACAGUUCUGCUUUUCACCAGAAUGAUGAGGAAGUCAGUGAAGCCACAGAGGAAAGUGAUGGGACAAGGUAUUCACAGACAGGUUGGAGUCUGCACUCCCGAAGAAGUAGAGCUGACAGAAAAGACCCAUCCCUGCCUCCUGGGGACACAGAAUAUGAUGAUGUUGAAGAUGGUUUUGCUGAGACAUUGAUGUAA
Alligator mississippiensis (American alligator) is the source of this 2157-nucleotide messenger RNA. RefSeq names its product antigen WC1.1. The transcript is spliced from 13 exons. Gene Ontology annotation, cellular component: membrane. The record is from RefSeq and is a predicted model, not a curated record. Lineage: Eukaryota; Metazoa; Chordata; Crocodylia; Alligatoridae. Bases 1 to 2157 code for a protein of 718 amino acids.